Molecule: messenger RNA, 402 nt
Organism: Eimeria acervulina
Lineage: Eukaryota; Apicomplexa; Conoidasida; Eucoccidiorida; Eimeriidae
Exons: 4
Coding region: 1-402 (133 amino acids)
Source: RefSeq, a predicted model, not a curated record
AUGAGAUUGACAAUAACAGCAGCAGUAGCAGUACUAAUGACGAUCUAUCAGCAAACACCAGAAGCGCCAGCAACGGCAGCAGCCACUGCAACAACAGCAGGAGUUGUAGCCGGAACAAAACGAAGAAGAGCAGCAGCAGAGAGAAACUUUGCUGAGCUUUGCUUUUACCAGCUGCGACAACAGAGAGAGAGCGAUCCACUCAUCCUGUUGUGGGUGGCGAGGCAUCCGAGGGCAUACGAGCGAAUAAAAGUACAAGGCACCCCAACGCAAAUGGAGAUGGAGCGCGUCAGGGACGCCGCGCGGGUGGUCAAGAACCGCGAGAAGCUGAUGCAGUGGUUGAAUACGCACCAGGCUUCAGUUCAAAGUUUUCCAGAGGCAAUGGGCAUGCGGAUCCGUUAUUGA